This is a messenger RNA of Boeremia exigua, 2064 nucleotides long. RefSeq names its product major facilitator superfamily domain-containing protein. Gene Ontology annotation, cellular component: membrane. Bases 180 to 2024 code for a protein of 614 amino acids. Gene Ontology annotation, biological process: transmembrane transport. Gene Ontology annotation, molecular function: transmembrane transporter activity. The record is from RefSeq and is a predicted model, not a curated record. NCBI's taxonomy places the organism in Eukaryota, Fungi, Ascomycota, Dothideomycetes, Pleosporales, Didymellaceae. The transcript has a single exon.
GCAUAUUAUGAGUGCAGGUGCGCGGCUAUCGUCAUCAUCUCAGCCAGGCGUUCGUUGACUUUUCCCUCUUUUCAUUUUUCUUCACGUUGCCGCUGGUUCGGGUUCCAUUCUCCUUUAUGGGUGCUGUACAGAUUCAUUACAAUUAGAACAGCAAACCUACACUCUUUAAACUCGCAAUUAUGUUUCUUUCCGUAGACCGUGCUUCGUACUUCCAGGACCCCGAGAGCAACCGCCGCCGCACAGUAUGGCCUUCCGCGCACGGAGAUGCCGUUCAGAUGAGCACACCAUGGCACCUAACGCUCGAAGCGGCCGCCGAGACCAACCAGCGAAUCACAAGUGUCUUUGAUACCGAGGGUCGUGCGGCACGCAUGAGUGCCAUGGUGGAUUCGUCGCUGUUCCCGCCUCCACUACAAGAUCGCAAUAGACACUCGGCGUGGGUUGGCAAGAGUGCACAAAGGCAGACAUGGCUUGCACCCGUAGCUGGAGCUGACUUGAAGGACCGUGUAUGGUCUGGCGAAUUCGAUGUUGAGAGGAGGCCAUCGUUCCAGUCGCGCUCAUCAAACCGAUGGAGCGGCGAGGUUGAUCUGGACGAUUUUGAGAAAGAUGCCAAGAAGGAGCCAUACCCUGUCGACUGGGAGGAGGGUGAUGUUGAGAACCCCCUCAACCUCAGCAAGGGACGCAAGUGGUUUAAUGCCAUGAUGCUCGCGUUCGCAUGCUUCAUGGUGUCGAUCGCGUCGUCCGGCUUCUCGCAAGGUACUGAGCAGCUGAAGACUGAGUUCGGCAUCUCGCAGACAACCGCCCUCCUCACCACCUCGACAUUCGUCCUCGGCUUCGCAGUCGGCGCCCUUAUCCUCUCCCCACUCAGCGAAGUCUACGGCCGCCGCGACCUCUACAUCAUCACAUUUGGCGCCUUCGUCGCCUUCAGCGGCAUCGUUGGCUUCUCCUCCUCCAUGACCGUUGUCAUCGUUCUCCGUUUCUUCGGCGGCCUCGCAGGUUCCUUCACGCAAGCCGUCGCCCCCGCUGUCGUCGCUGAUAUGUUCAACGCCCAGGAUCGUGGGCUCGUCAUGUCCAUCUUCACGCUCGCGGGCCUCGUAGGUCAGAAUCUCGGCCCGAUCAUCUGCGGCUUCCUUGUCAAGGCCUACGGCUGGCGCGCAAUCGCCAUCCUCAUCAUCGGCGCCUCGGGACCUACCUGGGUCGUCCUCACCCUCACGUUCCCGGAGACCUACGCUCCGGUCCUCCUGCAACGUCGCGCCGAGGCCCUCACCGCGGAGACCGGUAAGCUGCACCAGGUCGCCGGUCUGACACCGAAGCCCAUCGCGCAGCAACUCCGCGUCGGCGCCCUCCGACCCUGGAUCAUGCUGAUCUACGAACCCAUCGUCACGCUCCUCUCCCUCUUCCUGUCCGUCGUCCACGGCACUCUCUUCCUGCUUUUCGCCGCCUACCCAAUCGUGUUCCAACAAACCCGCGGCUGGGAGCAGGGCAUCGCGUCGCUGCCCUUCCUCGCCAUCAUCGUCGGCAUCAUGCUGUCGCUCGUGUACGUCGCGCUGGUCGACCAGAAGCGCUACGCCAAAGUCGUUGCGCAGUACGACGGCAACGCGCCGCCCGAGGCGCGUCUUCCGCCUGCGAUGCUCGGCGCGGCUGCGCUGCCCAUCGGGUUGUUCUGGUUUGCGUGGACCAAUGCGCCGGAGAUGCCGUUUAUGAUUUGCGUGUCCGCGGGUGCGCUGUUCGGGUUCGGAAUGGUGCUGUUGUACAUGUCGCUGACCAACUACAUUGUUGAUGCGUAUCUGGGGUAUGCUGCGUCGGCGCUGGCGGCCAGCACGGUGUUGAGGAGUAUUGCUGGCGCGGCGUUUCCGCUGUUCACAGGAAAGCUGUAUUCGAGUCUGGGCAUCCACUGGGCGAGUAGCGUGCCGGGUUUCCUAGCGCUGGUGUUCAUCCCGUGUCUGUUUGCGUUCUAUAAGUGGGGUGAUAAGUUGAGGGGGAUGACGAGGUUCGGUGCUGAGGCUGCCAACAUGGCCGGUAAAUAGACGGUUAGAAUUUAGAGCUUCACAGUACAUAUCCUCAUCG